AUGGCCAAUCCUCGUAACCUAUUCCGUCAGGCUCUUUCCUGUGUGAUUCGCAUAUUGCAGGGUCCUCUAACUUUGGAUGACCGAAGGCUGGAAACCAGGAGGCUAGAAGACCGGAAGCUUGCUGUCAUUGGGGGGUUUUGUGUUCAGCACUACCUAGGUGACGAGCGUCGGGAGACUCAGGAUCUGGACCUCAUGAUCGAGUUCGACUACCCAACCGAUGACAUCAGGGUAGCGCUUGCCAAUGCAGACCCAGAUCAUUUUCGACUCCGUGCUGAUGUUCUAUACUACUGUUCCGGUACCGACUUGGUCCAAGUGGAUCUAAUUUCCCACCAGACUGCACUGCCUUACCAUCAUCGCAAAAUCCCUGACCCUCCCCGUGAGGUUCUCCCCGCAGACGCAACACGGAUCGGGGACAUCCAAGCGGAGCAUCCGCCUUUCCUCUCGGUGCAGGAUAUGAUCGCGUUGAAAGUCUACUGCUGCGGGACGCGUUCCACUCAAAGGAAAAACCGGGUCGAUGCUCAGGAUGCCUGGGAGCUGGCCGCCGUGCUUCCCGAGGUCGUUACUUGGGAGCCAUGGCAGCGUGACGCUAUCCAGGAUGGGCUGGAAGACGUUGUCUGCUUCUUUGAUGAGACAAGGAAUGACUGGAUAGCAGCUCUUCGUCUGUGA
Messenger RNA from Aspergillus thermomutatus, 666 nucleotides. RefSeq lists its product as uncharacterized. NCBI's taxonomy places the organism in Eukaryota, Fungi, Ascomycota, Eurotiomycetes, Eurotiales, Aspergillaceae. The transcript has 2 exons. The coding region runs from base 1 to 666 and encodes 221 amino acids. The record is from RefSeq and is a predicted model, not a curated record.